Messenger RNA from Colletotrichum navitas, 962 nucleotides. RefSeq lists its product as uncharacterized. NCBI's taxonomy places the organism in Eukaryota, Fungi, Ascomycota, Sordariomycetes, Glomerellales, Glomerellaceae. Bases 148 to 630 code for a protein of 160 amino acids. The record is from RefSeq and is a predicted model, not a curated record. The transcript has a single exon.
CCUCACGUACAUAAGACAAGCGGCAGGAUUAGGUUUCUUCAGGCAAUAUUAUCCUAUCCCAUAUGGGUAUUACGCUCUUUAGAUGAUUUUUAACAUGUUUUAUCCAGUGUGCCGUCCCCCCCCACCCCUUUCGGAUGAAGAGGAGAGAUGCCGACUUCACCGCCGUUGCACGUCCCUCUCCAUCAUCCUCGCAGUAUUGUCCACACAGACACACACUCUCUCUCCCUCUCCCACACCACACACAUCUUUCUUGACCCAAAACGUAGGCGACAAAUCUUGAAACAAGUGAUUUUGUGUCAAUCCAUUGCAAGCAAAACCAAUUCACCCCGGCCUCUCUUAUGCUUUCGUUUCGUCUCAUUUAAAGCACCUUUUGCGACAGCACCGCCCUCCUACCACCAGCCUCGAUCCCGCCCUUGGGGAUCGAAGCAAAGACCAAUCCGAAUACCUUGCUCUUGUAUUGGCCGUAGGCACCUCGUGGGCCGCCCUUCCCACGAUGACCCCUCCAAAAAAAAAGCAAUAAAUAAAUGGCUAGAAUGUUUCAGCCGCCCUUUUCCAGAACAUCUGUCGAGACCAAAGCCGGCAAUAUGGAUAAUAGAUAACGAGAAAUUGGACACAAAUGAAGCAGAGUAAUGUACAUCCAUGUCGGCUUGGAGAGCCUCGCUGGGCUUGUUCGGUAUUUGCGACAAGAAGGCCGUAUUGGUGUGCGAGGGUGCGUCCGCAACCCUACGAGGAAGGUGCGGGAAGUCGUGAAUGGGUGGGUGGGUGGGUGGUGGUGGUGUUGUCGCCGCGUGAGGUCGAGGUGAGGUAGGGAAUGGGGCCGAAGAAGGCCACGGGUAUCGAUUAGAGUUGGCAUGUUUCAAGCCUGCCAGAUUGAUGUGACAAGGUUAGUUGGUCUGGGGCCGCUUGCCGGCCCCCAAUUAUCGCAGGCUCUGCCUUAUAGUAUCAGCUGCUUGAGGUUGCGU